Molecule: messenger RNA, 1686 nt
Organism: Phyllotreta striolata
Lineage: Eukaryota; Metazoa; Arthropoda; Insecta; Coleoptera; Chrysomelidae
Source: the annotation of a GenBank genome assembly
AUGGGUAAAAUAAUUUUGGUGACGCUGUUGAUAUGCAUUCAAUAUGCAUUAGCUGAGAUAUCGGAGCCUCUGGUAUCCACACCUCUGGGUCAAAUAAAAGGGACAGUAAUUACCUCACGUCUAGCGAAGCCGAUUUACUCCUUUAGAGCAAUUCGGUACGCCAAAGCACCCGUCGACGAUUUGAGAUUCAAGCCUCCUGUGCCAGUAGAGAAAUGGGAAGGAGUUUACAAUGCGACCGAAGAAGGUCCUCUUUGUCCACAACCCACCGCCGACCUGAUUUCCGACCUGAUUUCAGAAGACUGUCUGAUGCUCAACGUUUACUCCACUAAACUGCCCAAAGGAAAGGAUAACCCCAAACGUCCGGUCAUCGUUUUCAUCCACGGCGGCGGUUUAAGCAAACUCGGCGGAGUCAGCUCCAUCUUCGGGCCCAAUUACCUUCUGGACGAAGAAGUUGUUUUGGUCACCAUUAACUUCCGUCUAGCCACUUUAGGAUUCCUAAGUACAGGUGACAAAGAAGCUCCGGGCAACAACGGAUUAAGGGACCAAGUGGAGGCUUUGAAAUGGGUUAAGAACAACAUCGAAUCCUUCGGCGGAGACCCGGAUUCGGUAACACUUCUAGGUUCCAGUACUGGUGCGUGGUGCGUUAUUUUACACAUGGUCUCGCCGUUAUCUCAAGGUUUGUUCCACAAGGCUGGAGCUUUGAGCGGCUCCAUAGUAGGAGCCUGGCCCAUUUACACUGAGCAAAUGGUCGUUGCCAAGAAGCAAGCCAGAAUUUUGGGAUGCCCCGAUGACACCUCCGCCAACAUCAUCAAGUGUUUGAAGACGAAAUCGUUCAAGGAACUCGGGGAUUCCCUGCCGCAAUUCGGGGAAUUCGGAACGGAUCCUGUAGUUGUAUGGUCGCCCGUUAUUGAGCCUGAUUUCGGCCAGGAAAGAUUCCUCACGGCUCAUCCCAUUGAGCUCAUCGCCAACGGACAGUUCAGCAAGGUUCCGUUUUUGUGCGGCCAGACUAGAGAUGAAUAUGGAUACCACACAUUCAAUAUAGUGGACAACGAAACUCUAAGGACCCAACUGACCGAGCAGUUUGAAAAGUACGCCCCGAUCACGUUCCUCUACGAGCAAAACACCGAGUUCUCCAAAACAGUGAGCAAAACUUUGAGAACCUUCUACCUCCAGGAUAAACCAAUCGAUAGAUCUCAAAUGAAGGCGUUAGCGCAGCUUUACGCCGAUUCUAUAGUGAAUUUCGCUGUAAACAGAGUGGCCAAAAUCGUAUCAGAGCACAAUGACCAACCAGUUUAUUAUUACCACUUCACGUACCAAGGGCGAUACAGCCACUUUUACACCCCUGGAAGCAACAACACCAUCCCCUACGGAGUCGUCCACCACGAUGAUUUGAUCUAUGUGUUCUACAAUCAAAAGAGAUUCCCGUUGUUCAAGGAAAAUUCUCCCCUGGAAGUCGAAAUGGUUACCAAAUUGAUCGCCGUUUGGGCUAACUUCGCUAAAACUGGGAAUCCAAUGCCGACCCCGACGGAAAGAUUAGACAACGCUGUUUGGGAACCAUUCAAGGCGCCCAAUCACAAAUACAUGGAAAUCAGCGGUAAAAUGAACGUGAAGGAAAACCUCCUGUCGAAGCGGUUCCAGGAAUGGGAGAAGAUGUACCCGUUGAGCAUGUUCCAGAAGAAGGACUGA